This is a messenger RNA of Naegleria lovaniensis, 1176 nucleotides long. RefSeq lists its product as uncharacterized. The transcript is spliced from 2 exons. Lineage: Eukaryota; Heterolobosea; Eutetramitea; Acrasida; Naegleriidae. The coding region runs from base 1 to 1176 and encodes 391 amino acids. The record is from RefSeq and is a predicted model, not a curated record.
AUGCAUUCAGCCAUCCAUUCAUUGGUAUCAGUAUUCAUUAUGCUGAUGUUUGUAGCGGUACAUGCAUGUUCUAUUUACAAUGUUCAUUCAUACACUCAGCCAGGAAUCUUUGAAGCAUUUCUCUCCAAUGUUUCUAGCAAUAAUCUUAUCAUUCAUGGCUCAGGUUUUGGAUCUUACAGUCCAAUGAUUUUCUGGGAUCAUCCAGCAGAUCAAGAACACGACAACAACGCGCUGUCAAAAUGGAAAGAAAUCAAAGCUCUUUCCUUGACCUCUAAUUGCACAACUCGAUCUGGUAACAACAACACCAUAUAUUAUGGGAAAGGUUUUCAUUCCACUUUGGGAAUUCCUCAACACCCUGCUGGCUCUGUUUAUGAUCGAUUGUAUGUUUCUUGGUGGUACAAACCAGGUCAGUCUCCUGAUAGUGAAGGAGGUUCAAAUAAGUUUAUUAGAGUUUGGGAUGAUUUCAAUGGUUAUGGAACAAGAAUUUCUUGGACACACAUGCAUCUCACCUGUGAAAAUGGAACGUAUUGGAAUGCAUGGACUUCCAAAGGGCUAAUUAAUGAAUGGAAUCAUCACGAAUUUCAUGUGGAUUUAAGUCAAAAGAAAGUAUUGGCAUAUGUGAAUGGAAAACUUCACAUCAAAGCUACAUGUCAUAAAAACGAAAAACAAGUUGGAAAACCACUUUACAUUCAACUGAUUGGAUUUGAUCAUGGAGAUUUGGCAUAUAAAAACAUGACCACCUCACUUGAUGAUGUAUAUAUUGGUAAUUCAACUCGAAGAGUAGUGAUCAGCAAGAGUUCAACUUGGAAUGAUAUUAUUUGGAGCGAAACACUUCCAGUGGUGGAAUGGAGUGACCGAAAAAUUGUUGUGAAAUUCAUUGAGGGAACUUUCAAAAAUCCUUCAUUGUUGAUGGAUUCAACAGACAAGUUGUAUGUCUAUGUCGUUGGAGAGAAUGGAAUGCCCUUAUCGAAUAACGGAACACUCAUUGCUCAAUCAUCAUCACAACAGAAUGAACCUUCUCGUAGUGUGGUGAAGAGUCAGCCUUCAAGAAUUCCUGGUCGUGAAUAUUCUCAACAAGCGUCAAAGUCCACCCACCACAACACGAGUGCCACCCUGCUACCUCCAGUUGGGAACUAUUUCGCAUGUUUAGUUUUAUUCUUAUUGAUAUGUUAUUAA